This is a messenger RNA of Cooperia oncophora, 444 nucleotides long. NCBI's taxonomy places the organism in Eukaryota, Metazoa, Nematoda, Chromadorea, Rhabditida, Trichostrongylidae. The record is from the annotation of a GenBank genome assembly.
ACAACACGUAGGGAAACUCUACCAAAGAAACGGCCUACGCGUGAGGAAAUACAAUGUUCGUCUCUCACGAUUCAUAUCCAUUCCACUAGAGAUCUCUCUAGUCUUCGCUGUCAUCGCACCGAUGACUAUGGUCAGCUUGUUCGUUGCCCGUCGGUACUUUACUACAUCGCCGACAAGUACGACAAGGAGUUAGAGAAAAAUAGAUUGGCAUCGAAGGGAGCAAGCGACAGAGAUAUUGCGAGCAAGAGAGCAUCAGAACAAGCGCCGAAGACGUUUGACCGAAGCAGAUGGCAGAGACCCCCACGCAAUAAGCUACGCAGAAAGCGUGAGCUGGAAAUCUACAACGCCAGGAAAGCCAACUUCAAGCGAUUCGCGACUGACAGAAUGAUUGGACUUGGUCGUCACAGGAAUAUCGUAGAUCCAGCUACGCUGCAGAAUAAAUGA